AUGGCCAAAAACCUCCUCCUUCCACAGAUGCUUCAGUACUAUUCCCUCAUCUCCUUCUUCUUCUUCCUGGCCACGAUUCCAAUUGCCUCCGCAGCUACUGAAGUGGAGGAUGAGAGGGAGUUUACAUACAGGCCGGACGGGGAGAAUGGGCCGGCCCGAUGGGGUGAGAUUCAUCCUCAAUGGCACAGCUGCAACAAAGGGAAGAUGCAAUCUCCUAUCGAUAUGUUGGACGACAGAGUUGAUGUCGUUUCGCAUUUGGGGAGGCUGAAUCGAAGCUACAAGGCAGCCAAUGCCACUCUUAUGAAUAGAGGCCAUGACAUGAUGUUGAAGUGGGAGCAGGGUGGCGCAGGAAGCAUUCGAGUAAAUGGAACUGAAUACUUUCUCGAGCAGUGCCACUGGCACACUCCUUCCGAGCACACCAUGAACGGCAAGAAAUAUGCUAUGGAGGCUCACAUGGUUCAUCAAAGUGUCGAUGGCAAAAUUGUGGUGGUUGGGAUUCUGUACACCAUAGGAAGGCCCGACUCAUUCCUUCGAUCGAUAAAGCAUCAUCUAGAGGACGUGGCGCCGGGGGCGAAAGAAGACCGGACGGAAGUGGGAGUAGUGGAUCCGAGAGACAUCAAGAUCGGCAGUAGAAAGUACUAUCGAUACAUUGGCUCCCUUACUGUCCCUCCUUGCACAGAAGACGUGACAUGGAGUAUUGUUAAAAAGGUUAGAACCGUCUCCAGAGACCAGUUGAGGCUGCUUCGGGUGGCUGUUCAUGACGAUUCAAACUCAAACGCUAGACCAUUGCAACCUAAGUUUGGAAGGAAAGUGAAUCUCUUCAGGCCCGAAGAAAGCAGAGAUGAUUAG
Molecule: messenger RNA, 849 nt
Organism: Linum trigynum
Lineage: Eukaryota; Viridiplantae; Streptophyta; Magnoliopsida; Malpighiales; Linaceae
Source: the annotation of a GenBank genome assembly